GUAAAUAUUUCUCUCUAUUUGAAGACAAGUUGAGAUGUCAGUAACCUGACCUCAACAGAACGACAAGCUGUAGUUGGAAAACCUGACGCGUGAGGGUAGAGAACAGCACAGACAUAAGAGAAGGACGUAAAUAAUUGCCUCAUUUAGAAGAUACAACAUCAGAACAAACCCACAGAUAGAUUAAUCUCAGCGGUUCUCGAGGUCAAAUCUGACAUCAUCAUGUCUGGACUAACAUGUGGACUGGCGGUUGUGUUCAUUCUGUACCCACUGAUGGCAAAAGGAAGAUCUAAUAAUGCAGGUAUGUGUUCAGCGCCUAUGACUUUACCUCCCUUAUGUGCGGACAUGCCCUACAAUACAACGAAGUUCCCAAACUCUCUUAAUCAUCUAAACUUGGAUGACGCAGCCCUUGAAGCACACCAGUUCUUUCCAUUGAUAAAAGUUCAGUGCUCAAGCAGUCUCAAGUUUCUCGUGUGUUCUACGUAUUUUCCCUACUGCAGUCCACUGGUUGGCACCAUGCCAACGUGUAGGCACAUAUGCGAGGACAGUAAACGUGACUGUGAAAGUCUUAUGAACAAGUUUGGUUUCACUUGGCCGACCUCAUUGAACUGUGAUAAGUUCCCUGACAAAAAGGACGGCAGUUUGUGCUUAGAUAUGCUACCUACAACCAUCAGACCAACGACAACAACAACAACGAUGAAAACAACAGUAAAGUUAAGGACACCUCAACGUAAAAGGCUUCCAAACCAUAAAGGUAUGUGUUCUUUGCCUACGACUUUACCGCCUUUGUGUUCGGACAUGCCCUACAAUACAACCAGCUUCCCAAACUUUCUUCAUCAUCGAAACCUGGAUGACGCAGCCAUUGAAGCACAUCAGUUCCAUCCAAUGAUAAAAGUUCAGUGCUCUAGCAGUCUCAAGUUUCUCGUGUGUUCUACGUAUUUUCCCUACUGCAGUCCACUGGUUGGCACCAUGCCAACGUGUAGGCACAUAUGCGAGGACAGUAAACGUGAUUGUGAAAGUCUGAUGAACACGUUUGGUUUCACUUGGCCGACCUCAUUGAACUGUGAUAAGUUCCCUGACAAAAAGGACGGCAGUCUGUGCUUAGAUAUGGAACCUACAACUGUCACACCAGCACAAACAACAGCGAUGGAAGCGACAGUGAAGCCACCUGAGCGGAAAAGGCUAGGAUACCGCAGGUUACUGGUUUUGCUCAGGAAAACUGCUGGAGACAUCCGUGAUAGCAUGCAGUUCCUCUACAGUGCACUCUCUCCAUAGAGACGGGCAACAUUCCUGAUUAUCCCAUUUGAGCAACGGGGAUGUUUGAAUAAGCUAUGCUUAUGUGUAUACUUUCACAUAUGGACACUAGAUGUUAAUUUGUCGGGGACAUGUACAGGAUACUGCUGACGAUUACAAAACUUUGUGUUUAUCCAAGGAAGAGAUCCUGUUUGGAAUGUUGUUAUGGAAUAAGGUUAUAUUACCUGUAAGCAUGUUGUUAAGAAGUAGUAAUUUUGUUCUUUAAUCAGAAAAUGGCAUUCUAACAUGUGUUACUUGGACAUGUUCGCUUGUAAACAGUCUCAAGAAAAAGGUCAUCGGAAUGGAUAUGAAAUUUUAUAUUUUCCUGAAAUAUGUAAAUUAGAGAUUUUGUGCUUUUAUAUAAUAAACAUUACACUUGCA
Messenger RNA from Haliotis rufescens (red abalone), 1671 nucleotides. RefSeq names its product frizzled-8-like. Bases 220 to 1272 code for a protein of 350 amino acids. Gene Ontology annotation, cellular component: plasma membrane. Gene Ontology annotation, biological process: canonical Wnt signaling pathway; non-canonical Wnt signaling pathway. The transcript has a single exon. Gene Ontology annotation, molecular function: Wnt-protein binding; Wnt receptor activity. The record is from RefSeq and is a predicted model, not a curated record. NCBI's taxonomy places the organism in Eukaryota, Metazoa, Mollusca, Gastropoda, Lepetellida, Haliotidae.